UCUCUCUUUCCUCUGGUUCUGGCGAGCUGAGUCUGAGACCAAGCUGCUGCAAAUACAAGAAGCACACGAGAAUACAUAUAAGAAGCACGAAAAUGAGGAGGGGAGCUAAGAGGAAGGCGAGCCAGAAGGAGGCAGAGAACCACAAAGAAUCGAGCAAAGCCGCCAACAGCAGCAAAGCCACAAGGACUCGGACGACGAAGAGGGUUAAGGCGUCCGAGCCCCAAUCGGAGCCCCAAUACUUGGAGGACCCUCGGAACCUCGAAGAUCUGUGGAAGGCUGCAUUUCCUGUUGGGACCGAGUGGGAUCAAUUGGACUCCGUUUACCAAUUCAAGUGGGAUUUCUCCAAUCUCGAACAAGCUUUUGAAGAAGGAGGGAAGCUCUAUGACCUUGGCAAGAACAAAGUCUAUCUCUUCGGUUGUACUGAGCCUCAAUUGGUGUCUGUGAAUGGUGAAAACAAAGUUGUUUGCAUUCCUGUUGUGGUCGCU
This is a messenger RNA of Prunus mume (Japanese apricot), 485 nucleotides long. NCBI's taxonomy places the organism in Eukaryota, Viridiplantae, Streptophyta, Magnoliopsida, Rosales, Rosaceae. The record is from RefSeq and is a predicted model, not a curated record.